CGCGAGGCCGCGUACUGGCCGGUCCCGCGCUGCCCGGCGGGAGGGGCCCGGCCCGCGUUCCUCCUCCCUACCGGUCCCCAUCCUUAAAGCAGGAUCCCGAACGCCCCGCCCGUUGGAGAGGGCGCCGGGAUCCGGACAGUGGACAGCCCAGAUAGGCGAGGCCGACUGAGAAGGGCCUGUGGUGACGGAGUGGCUGCGACUGGCGCGCGAGCGUCUCGGCCCCGACUGAGUGGUUGCGGGAGUUGCGAAGAGGGGUCUUAGACGCCAUUGCUGGCCGUCGGAGCGCCUCCCGAUUUCAUUCCGGCCCUUGGCUGCUCUCCCCUGGCUGGGAGGAGCCGUGGCUCGAAGCCCUUGCCAACCCCUGCCCAGGGCUCGUGAAUCGGGUGCCUCAGCCGCCGGCCCGCAGCUUCGCCCGCCUCCCGCGCCCGGCAGCUCCGGCAGAGACCAUGUUUGACAAGACGCGGCUGCCGUACGUGGCCCUAGAUGUACUCUGCGUGUUGCUGGCUGGAUUGCCUUUUGCAAUUCUUACUUCAAGGCAUACCCCCUUCCAUCGAGGAGUAUUCUGUAAUGAUGAGUCCAUCCAGUACCCUUACAAAGAAGACACCAUACCUUAUGCGUUAUUAGGUGGAAUAAUCAUUCCAUUCAGUAUUAUCGUUAUGAUUCUUGGAGAAACCAUAUCUGUUUACUUUAACAUUUUGCACUCAAAUUCCUUUAUGAGGAAUAACUACAUAGCCACUAUUUACAAAGCCGUUGGAACAUUUUUAUUUGGUGCAGCUGCUAGUCAGUCCCUGACUGACAUUGCCAAAUAUUCGAUAGGCAGGCUGCGGCCUCACUUCUUGGAUGUUUGUGACCCAGAUUGGUCAAAAAUCAACUGCAGUGAUGGUUACAUUGAAACCUACAUUUGUAGAGGGAAUGCAGAAAAAGUUAAGGAAGGCAGGUUGUCCUUCUACUCGGGCCACUCUUCAUUCUCCAUGUACUGCAUGCUGUUUGUGGCACUGUAUCUUCAAGCCAGGAUGAAGGGAGACUGGGCAAGACUCUUACGGCCAACACUGCAAUUUGGUCUUCUUGCUGUGUCCAUCUACGUGGGUCUUUCUCGAGUUUCUGAUUACAAACACCACUGGAGCGACGUGAUGACUGGAUUCAUUCAAGGGGCCGUGGUUGCAGUAUUAGUUGCUGUAUAUGUAUCCGAUUUCUUCAAGGAGAAAGAUUCUCCUUUGAAAGAAAGAAAAGAGGAGGACUCGCAUACAACUCUGCAUGAAACACCAACGGCAGGGAAUCACUAUCGGAACAGUCACCAACCUUGAAAAGUGGCAGAGCACCCAGGUGCUUUUCUAAAGGAGAAGGUUUGCACCCGAAGCACAAGGAUGCGCCUUCCUGUUGUACAGGCCUGUGAGGGACUCUACUGCUGCUAUUCCUCUUGGAUGCCCACUUUACCUGUGUGUACAUAGUUACAUUUAACACAAUGGUUGUGUAAUAGCUCUGGGCUCAUUUAAAAAAAAAAUUCAAGCCUUUCACUAAAACAAUGCCCCACCUGUACAUUUUUUAAUUAAAAAUGCAAUGCUUAUGUACAAAUCUGUAUGUGAUAUGCUUU
Molecule: messenger RNA, 1591 nt
Organism: Orycteropus afer afer
Lineage: Eukaryota; Metazoa; Chordata; Mammalia; Tubulidentata; Orycteropodidae
Source: RefSeq, a predicted model, not a curated record